Molecule: messenger RNA, 756 nt
Organism: Exophiala bonariae
Lineage: Eukaryota; Fungi; Ascomycota; Eurotiomycetes; Chaetothyriales; Herpotrichiellaceae
Exons: 2
Coding region: 1-756 (251 amino acids)
Biological process (GO): ribose phosphate biosynthetic process
Molecular function (GO): sedoheptulose-bisphosphatase activity
Source: RefSeq, a predicted model, not a curated record
AUGACGACACCACGAUGCUUCAUUGUCCGCCACGGAGAAACCGAGUGGUCGCUAGAUGGACGACACACAGGCACAAGCGAUAUUCCAUUGACAUCAAAUGGAGAGAAGCGAGUACGAGCUACAGGCCGGGCACUGGUUGGCCCUGAUAGAUUGAUUGUGCCGAGUCAAUUGGUUCAUAUCUAUGUUUCACCCCGACACCGUGCCCAACGCACUGUCGAGCUUCUCAACCUAGGCUGCCACGAUCCAUACCCAUGGCAAACUGCAUCCAGCGGCGACAGCGCGACCCAAAAGCCCGCCGAAGAGCCAUCGCCGCACCACACGACCGCGCCAGUAACCAUAACCCCGCGCAUCGCCGAAUGGGACUAUGGCGACUACGAGGGAAUUACAUCGGCGGAAAUCCGCUCACGUCGCAAGGCCGCAGGCCUCGGGCCCUGGGACAUCUGGCGCGACGGAUGUCCCGGCGGAGAGAGCCCAGAGGACAUCAUCGCGCGCGUCGAUGAUUUAAUCGCCGAGAUCCGCGAGAAGUACCACAAGCCGGUCAUUGGGAAGCCGAAGCAGGACCAUGUCACGGGCGAUGUAAUGGUCGUGGGCCACGGACAUAUUCUCCGUGCGUUCGCCAUCAGGUGGGUUGGGAAGCCGCUGACCGAAACGGCGUUGAUCAUGGAUGCUGGCGGUGUCGGCACCCUGAGUUAUGAGCAUCAUAGCAUUGAGGAGCCGGCGAUUUUGUUGGGCGGUGGCUUUGUGGUUGGUGAUUGA